Molecule: messenger RNA, 1221 nt
Organism: Tripterygium wilfordii
Lineage: Eukaryota; Viridiplantae; Streptophyta; Magnoliopsida; Celastrales; Celastraceae
Product: protein SEH1
Exons: 8
Coding region: 59-1036 (325 amino acids)
Biological process (GO): cellular response to amino acid starvation; positive regulation of TORC1 signaling
Cellular component (GO): nuclear pore outer ring; Seh1-associated complex
Molecular function (GO): protein binding; structural molecule activity
Source: RefSeq, a predicted model, not a curated record
UAAACUAACCGAGCACUAGCGGAGGAAGACCGGGGAGAUACAGAUUACAGAGUGGGAGAUGGAGAAAACAGUGGCAACGCUUGAUGAGGGUACCCUAUGCUCCUCAUGGAACUACUGUGGCCAGAGACUCGCUACUGGCUGUGUUGAUGGUACCCUAUCUAUCUUCGACGCCCGUGACCCCGCUUCCUCCUCCUUCACUCGCACUUCGAAGUCUAGGGUGCAUGAUGCUGGAAUUGUGAAGGUAGUUUGGAUUCCUCCAGAGUACGGUGAUGCAGUUGCUUGUCUUUGUGAGGAUGGGAGUUUGUUAUUGUGGGAGGAGGUUACGGAAGAUGGGCAAGCACUAAAAUGGAAGCUAUGCAAAAGCUUUAGAAGUGGUUCGAUUCGGGUAUUAGAUGUUCAAUUUGGAGUCUCCUCUACAAGUUUGAAGAUGGUUGUGGCCUAUUCAGAUGGCCAUGUUAAAGUUUAUGAGCUUCUGGAUCCUUUAGAACUAAAGAAUUGGCAACUUCAGGCCGAACUUCAGAAUGUUAUUGACUCAGUAUCUAUGUUUGGGAAGGCUUCAUGCUUAUCUGCUUCAAUUUCUUGGAAUCCACGAAUCGAUGAGAGCCAGGAAUUGAGCUUUGUAGUGGGGUUCAAUUCAGAUAACCAACAACUCAACUCCUCGAAGGUGUGGGAAUUUGAUCAAGCUCACCAAAGAUGGCUUCCAGUGGCAGAGUUGGCUUUGGUUGACGACAAGGCUGAUCAGGUUUUUGCUGUUGCAUGGGCACCAAAUAUUGGCCGUCCAUAUGAGGUAAUAGCUGUUGCAACUCACAAAGGAAUUACAAUAUGGCAUCUUGGAAUGAACCCUGAUGUGGAUGGAAGGCUAUCGCUGGAGAGGGUCGCAUUGCUUUCUGGUCACAAUGGGGAGGUGUGGCAGAUGGAAUGGGACAUGAGUGGAAUGACUCUGGCUAGUACAGGCCGUGAUGGGUCGGUAAGAUUGUGGCAGUCCAACUUAAAUGGCAUUUGGAACCAACAAGCUGCAUUUGAACCCACUUCUUAGCUCGGAUUAUUUUGCUUAUAAUUUUUUUUUUAGUUAUCUAUUUGUACUAUUCCAAAUGCCAUUGUUUCCUUGGUGUAGUAAUUUGUAACUAUUAGCUAUGAUCAAAGUUGUAUUCAGGAGCUUAAAGUUUUGCAAAAAAUUAAAAUCAAUGACUAUUUCAGCCUUGUAAGGUAUUAUGCAAUCAA